Drosophila melanogaster (fruit fly) is the source of this 751-nucleotide messenger RNA. RefSeq names its product chemosensory protein B 93a (gene CheB93a). Lineage: Eukaryota; Metazoa; Arthropoda; Insecta; Diptera; Drosophilidae. Bases 8 to 610 code for a protein of 200 amino acids. The transcript has 3 exons. The record is from RefSeq and is marked reviewed.
GUGAAAUAUGGGGUGCGAAACUUCAGUAUUAUGCACGUUGCUGAUUUUCUUCCAAAUUAUUGGUCGGUCAUUUGAAAUGAGCCACGAUUUUGUGCCCAUUAAAGAUGAUUUACUAAGUAAGUGCGAGGAUAAGCCAGAAAUGGGCUAUUUGGAUGCAUUCGUGGAUUUAUCCAACUUCAGUCGCAAACGAGGUCCUGGUGGAGUUAAUAUAUCAGGAAACAUAACAACAAUAUGGGAUGUGGAUCCAUCGGAUGUCGUCGAGAUUGAUGUUAGCAUACUGAAGUUUGAAGGAGAUAAGUGGAUACCAACAAUAAUUAAAGGGAAUGUUAAGGACUUUUGCAAGUCCUUUUACGACAAGAACACUCUUUAUUACUCCUAUUCGACAAAACACGUGGUUAACAAGAAGGAAGCGAAGGAAAAAUGCAUUACCACUCCAGGAGCAAUUUUGCUGUGGGAGCCCUAUCUCCUGAAAAUAUCAUUCAGCUAUGCAGUUCCCCUGAAUGUGGGGCGGCACAAGGCCGUUCUUAUAUUUACUGCCAUUGACAAAGCCGGAGUUAAGCGUGAUAGGGACAUUUGCAUGGAAAUCGUCGGUGACAUUGUAAAUGCCUAAUCGUCAUGGACCUAUUUCUCUGAAUUCGUUUAAACCUAAUAAUGAUUAUGAUUUUAUUGUUUCUCAACAAAGGUUUUGGUGGAGGGUUAAUUUUUCUGCAACAACAAAUUACUUUUGUUAAUUUAUUAAUAAACAAAAAAU